Nomascus leucogenys (northern white-cheeked gibbon) is the source of this 3156-nucleotide messenger RNA. It is a transcript of the gene ZNF26, whose product is annotated as zinc finger protein 26. The record is from RefSeq and is a predicted model, not a curated record. Gene Ontology annotation, molecular function: DNA-binding transcription repressor activity, RNA polymerase II-specific. Gene Ontology annotation, biological process: negative regulation of transcription by RNA polymerase II. NCBI's taxonomy places the organism in Eukaryota, Metazoa, Chordata, Mammalia, Primates, Hylobatidae.
GGCCUUAGUCGGGUGCGCGCGUGCAGGGCUGUUUCCGGCUUAGACUCAGUGGACUGGAAUCUGGCCAGCUGGGGUACCUGGCUGAGUCUCUGUGGCCGCCGAGGCGCGGAGCUAAGCAGCUCGGAUUAUCCUGGGCAGACCAGGGACUUGACCAGCUAAACACUUCCGUCGGUCCGGGGCGUGGACGGAGUCAGAUGAGCCUCCUGCUCUCCCGAGUCAGGGCCACGGAAAGGCACAAAUCCAUCCGUGCGACUCCUGGUACCCAGACCGGGAGGUCGUCUAGUCACGCGCGGUCCGUGUUGGGCGACAGCUGAGGAGCCGGCGUCCCUGCCAGCGACUCAGCCCCGGGACGGUCAGGAGCCUGGGGCCCUGGUCCCGCACCUGUCUUCGGGCGGACGCAUCCCCCACGGUCUCGCCGCAGCCCGCGGGUCCUGCCGCCGCAGGCAGCGCGCGAACGUGCGCGUGGGGAUGGCCACCAGUUUCCGGACAGCUUCGUGCUGGGGAUUAUUGUCGUUCAAGGAUAUAUCUAUGGAGUUCACCUGGGAUGAAUGGCAGCUACUGGAUUCUACACAGAAGUACCUAUACAGAGAUGUGAUAUUGGAAAACUAUCAUAACCUGAUAUCAGUGGGGUAUCAUGGUACCAAGCCUGAUUUAAUCUUCAAGUUGGAACAAGGAGAAGAUCCAUGGAUAAUAAAUGCCAAAAUUUCCAGGCAGAGCUGUCCAGAUGGCUGGGAAGAAUGGUACCAGAACAAUCAAGAUGAGCUUGAGAGUAUUGAAAGAAGCUAUGCUUGUAGUGUGUUGGGAAGACUUAAUCUGAGCAAAACCCAUGAUUCUUCAAGACAGAGACUCUAUAACACACAUGGAAAAAGUCUGACACAAAACUCAGCUCCAAGCAGAAGUUAUUUAAGAAAGAAUCCUGAUAAGUUUCAUGGUUAUGAAGAACCGUAUUUUCUUAAGCAUCAAAGAGCUCAUAGUAUAGAAAAAAACUGUGUGUGUAGUGAAUGUGGGAAAGCUUUUCGUUGUAAGUCACAGCUCAUUGUACAUCUCAGAAUUCAUACAGGAGAGAGACCUUAUGAAUGCAGUAAAUGUGAAAGAGCCUUCAGUGCCAAGUCAAACCUUAAUGCUCAUCAGAGAGUUCAUACAGGAGAAAAACCCUACUCAUGUAGUGAGUGCGAGAAGGUCUUCUCUUUCAGGUCACAGCUCAUUGUCCAUCAGGAAAUUCACACAGGAGGGAAACCCUAUGGCUGCAGUGAAUGUGGGAAAGCCUACAGUUGGAAAUCACAGCUUCUUUUACACCAGAGAAGUCACACAGGAGUGAAACCGUAUGAAUGCAGCGAAUGUGGGAAAGCCUUUAGUUUGAAGUCUCCAUUCGUUGUACACCAGAGAACUCAUACAGGAGUGAAACCCCAUAAAUGCAGUGAAUGUGGGAAAGCAUUUAGGAGUAAGUCCUAUCUCCUUGUUCACAUCCGAAUGCAUACAGGAGAAAAACCCUAUCAAUGCAGUGAUUGUGGGAAAGCCUUCAAUAUGAAGACACAACUCAUUGUACAUCAGGGAGUUCACACAGGAAAUAAUCCUUAUCAAUGCGGUGAAUGUGGGAAAGCCUUUGGUAGGAAGGAACAGCUCACUGCACAUCUGAGAGCUCAUGCAGGAGAGAAGCCCUACGGAUGCAGUGAAUGUGGGAAGGCUUUCAGCAGCAAGUCAUACCUUGUUAUACAUAGGAGAACACACACCGGAGAGAGACCCUAUGAAUGUAGUUUGUGUGAGAGAGCCUUUUGUGGAAAAUCACAGCUGAUUAUACAUCAGAGAACGCAUUCAACUGAGAAGCCCUAUGAAUGCAAUGAAUGUGAAAAAGCCUACCCUAGGAAGGCAUCACUUCAGAUACACCAGAAAACUCAUUCGGGAGAGAAACCUUUUAAAUGUAGUGAAUGUGGAAAAGCCUUCACUCAGAAAUCAUCUCUCAGUGAACAUCAGAGAGUUCACACCGGAGAGAAACCAUGGAAAUGCUCUGAAUGUGGGAAAUCUUUCUGUUGGAAUUCAGGGCUUCGUAUACAUAGGAAGACUCAUAAAUGAGAAAUCAGAAUGAUGCAAUGUGAGAAACUGAUGUUCAGGAGACUUCAGAUAAUAUAGACAGGAUUUACAAGCAGGAGGCCCUAAAACUACACUCAUGUCAAAAAUCAGAGAGGAGAGAGACCAACCAUAUUUGGGAUGAGUGUAAAAGCUUUCAGAAAUAAGUUACAAAUCUUUGUAGAUGAAAAUAAUGGAAGGAAUGCGGAGCAAUAAAUGUAUCAAAUGUUGUAGUAUCAUCACGAAGAUUCAGAGAAUUUACACUAGGAACACCUUAUAAGUUGGAUAAAUUAAGGAAGCAUUUUCCCAUUGAAAGUGUGUUCCAUGGAAAGUCACAUUCCAGAUUUGAAGCUGUGUUUUUGUAAAAUAAAAUCUUGUGAACAGUUGACUUCAUGGUGGAGUAUAAAGUUGUUUUUUAAAAAAUAUGUAAAUAAUGUUCAGGAAAACGCAGGGAACGGAUUCUUAAAGUUAAGGGAUAUUUAAUGUGACUUCCCUGAGUUAACACUGAAUAGUAUUUCUAAAAUUUUUCGUACUUUAUUUUUUAAUGUAAGUUGUUCUAUCUAUCUAUAUAUAUAUUUGAUAGUUUGUGGAAUAAUAUCCCCCAGUAUUUUCCAUAUUAAAUGCUAAUUGUCUUUUGAUUUCUUUUUCAUAAGCAGAUCUGGCAUUUAUUACAGGGCUGCCGCUUAAGAGAACUCAUUGUAAUGAACGUUUAUUAUAUUUUGCAGUUCCAUGCCUGUUGUCCAUUGAUUGACAUGAGCAUCCUUGUUUUCUCUGGAGAAAUACCUCCCCUCUCUGGGGUGCUUCCUGUGGUAGUGUCUUUCAGGUAUCCGUUCCACUAGCUGCAGGUGAGCAUUUCAUCCAUUGUUGGAUAAUGGUAAUCUCUUUUUCAGAAUUUUGAGUCUGUAAUUCAUUUGCACAUGAACCAGAAAAUGUGGGAACUCAUUCAUUCUUGUCCCAGAAUUCUGUUGAGAACAUCCAUUCAUUCUGGCUAAUUGAUUACAAGAAUAACUGUGGAUACUAUCCCUUUAGAACCUGCUUCUCUGAUCUUCUGUGUGUUUCCUCACUUCUCAAUAAAAAUGUCUUUUGCUUUUU